Lycium barbarum (goji berry) is the source of this 1373-nucleotide messenger RNA. RefSeq names its product 12-oxophytodienoate reductase-like protein. NCBI's taxonomy places the organism in Eukaryota, Viridiplantae, Streptophyta, Magnoliopsida, Solanales, Solanaceae. Gene Ontology annotation, molecular function: oxidoreductase activity; FMN binding. The transcript has 5 exons. The record is from RefSeq and is a predicted model, not a curated record. Bases 23 to 1087 code for a protein of 354 amino acids.
UCAAUUUGAGAGGUUAGAGAAUAUGGCAGCAAACUCCACACCAAUUCCUCUCCUCACUCCUUACAAAAUGGGGAGAUUCGAGCUCUCUCAUAGAGUAGUGAUGCCACCAAUGACAAGGAACAGAUCAUAUAAUAACACUCCACAGCCACAUGCUAUUGAAUAUUACGCUCAAAGAGCCACUAAGGGGGGUUUUCUCAUUUCUGAAUCAGCUAGUGCCUCUGAUAUCUCCAAAGGGUCCCCAAAUAUGCCUGGAAUUUGGACAGAACAUCAAAAAGAGGCUUGGAAAUCCAUUGUUGACUCAGUUCAUAGCAAAGGUGGUAUAUUUUUUUGCCAGAUUUGGCAUCCAGGGAAGCUAUCCGACUCAAGACUAAACAAUUUCCUUUUCGGUUGGGCUCCUGUUGCAGUACCUGAUGAUGGUGAGUACGUGAAACCGACACCAAGGCAACUAAGCACUAAUGAACUCUCUCUCAUUGUCGAUGAUUUUACAACUGCAGCCCGCAAUGCUAUUGAAGCUGGAUUCGACGGAGUCGAGAUCAACUCAGCAAACAGCUACAUAAUUGAACAGUUCUUGAAUGAUCAAGUCAACAAUAGGACUGAUGAAUAUGGUGGAAGCAUUGAGAAUCGUUGUAGAUUUGCUCUUGAGAUUAUAGGAGCAAUUGUGAAUGAAAUUGGAGCAGAUAGAGUUGGAAUAAAACUCUCCGUCUUAUCGGAAGUGUACGGUAAAAAAGACUCGAACCCAGAAGCUCUUGCGACUUAUCUGGCAAGUCAACUCACUAAGCUCGGAGUUUUAUAUCUUCAUGUGUUCGAGUCAAGGGACGAACCUCGUAAUAAUUGUCUUCAAUUUAUAAGAAGGGCAUUUGAAGGGACACUUAUUGCUUCUGGUGGCUAUAAUAAAAAUGAGGGAGAUGUGGCUAUUGCUGAAAACUAUGCAGAUUUGGUCUCAUUUGGACGUUUGUUUUUGGCCAAUCCUGAUUUGCCUAAACGUUUUGAGGUUAAUGGGCCAUUGAACAAACAUGAUAGGACCACUUUUUAUAAGACUGAUCCAAUAGUGGGUUACACUGACUAUCCAUGUCUUGAAGUUGCUUAAUUAUUAGAGAUACGUCGAAUUUUUUACAGAUAUUUUCGUUGUAAAUCUGACGAUUUUCUACGAAAAGGCUGUUGAAACUGUUUUCGACGAGUACAAUUUCAAAAUUCUGCCAGAAAUAUGCGUGUUUCUAGCCGUGAUUGUUUUCCAAAUAAAAGGCAAACUUAUUUUGUGUGAUUUAUUCAAGAUUGUAGUUUACUUUUCUAGUUGUUUGGGUAAAAUAAGUGGUGAUGAUUUUACUAACUUCUUGGAUGUGGAGUAAAAGUCAAAUUACGAUGUAACUUAUUUG